AGACACUGCAUCGUCAAAUGCAUCCCUUCCUGGCUCACAACAGGAACCAUCCUCUAUGACACCCAGAACUAAUGAGACAUCCAAAGAAUAUGAUGGCAUUGAAAUAAACCUAAUGAUUGAUUCAAUUUCUAAUGCAUCUCUUGAUGUCAUCGUUAACAGCACCAAUAAAAACCUUGAGCUUAGCAAUGGUUCUAUCUCCAAAUUUAUUCUCCUUGCUGCUGGUCCUGAGAUACAAAACGAAUGUAACCAGAGAUAUCCUCAAGGUAUUUCUACAUCUAAAAUAGCCAUCACUAAAGGAUAUAACCUCAACUGUAAGAAUGUAUUUCAUCUGGCAUUACCUCCCUGGGAUGAAAAUUCCCCUGAUUCAAUCUGGCAAACUUGACUCAAAUAAUAACCACUUGUCUGGAAAAGGCUGAGAGAAUGGGUGCAAAAAGCCUUGCAUUUCCUAUAUUAGGGGCUGGAACAUUGAAGUACCCCAUUGAAAACCUACCCAGAACAAUGUAUGAAGCAGUGAAAAACUACUCAGAUCUAAAUUCAAGCCAGAUCAAAGUUGUAAACUUUGUGGUUUAUCCUCAAGACACAGAAAUAGCAAAGAAAUUUGAUGAAUAUCUCCUAAGUAAACAGGAAAGUGAAGAAUUUCAUUCAAAAGACACUGCAUCGUCAAAUGCAUCCCUUCCUGGCUCACAACAGGAACCAUCCUCUAUGACACCCAGAACUAAUGAGACAUCCAAAGAAUAUGAUGGCAUUGAAAUAAACCUAAUGAUUGAUUCAAUUUCUAAUGUAUCUCUUGAUGUCAUCGUUAACAGCACCAAUAAAAACCUUGAGCUUAACAAUGGUUCUAUCUCCAAAUUUAUUCUCCUUGCUGCUGGUCCUGAGAUACAAAACGAAUGUAACCAGAGAUAUCCUCAAGGUAUUUCUACAUCUAAAAUAGCCGUCACUAAAGGAUAUAACCUCAACUGUAAGAAUGUAUUUCAUCUGGUAUUACCUCCCUGGGAUGAAAAUUCCCCUGAUUCAAUUCUGGCAAACUUGACUCAAAUAAUAACCACUUGUCUGGAAAAGGCUGAGGGAUUGGGAGCAAAAAGCCUUGCAUUUCCUAUAUUAGGGGCUGGAACAUUGAAGUACCCCAUUGAAAACCUACCCAGAACAAUGUAUGAAGCAGUGAAAAACUACUCAGAUCUAAAUUCAAGCCAGAUCAAAGUUGUAAACUUUGUGGUUUAUCCUCAAGACACAGAAAUAGCAAAGCUAUUUACUGAAUAUCUAAAUAGAGAGAAAAAUGAAGGAUUUCAUUCAAAAGAUGAUGAAGAUGAAGAAAUAGAAGAUAAUGUCUCUGCUGGUCAAAAAGACGUUGGUGUCACAUUGAAAUUCUUUGCUGAAUACCAAAAUCUUGACAAUGCUAUAGAAACUGUUAAAAAGGAGUACGAUUCUCUAUUAACAACUGAGAAAAUACCAUUUGAUGUGGACUUGACAGAAUCUCGAAAGCCGAAUUUAAAGAGUAUUGGUACAGAUCAUGAAGUCCAGAUUUCUAUCAGGGACAAAAUUGAAAUUCAUGGCAGACAUUCUCAUGUAAAAAAUGCUAAACUUGAUGUCCAAUCAUUAUUAAUGGAAUACAAAGAGGCUGAUGAGGAAAUCAUUUUUAAAGACAUUGCACAAUGGUCUUACUUUGAUGAAAAUAAUCCAGAAAACAUAAGAAUGUUUAGUGACAAAGAAAAUGCCAUGCUUGAGAAAGCAUACUCACUGGGAAAAAGAUUCCUUAAUUUGAAGAAAAUAAAAUAUGAUAUUAAGAAAAUGUGUUUUCAACACGAAGGGAGGAAAUUUAAAAUGAAGAGAAAACAAAACCUAAGGUAUGAACCAAUCCCAGAUACAUGGUCACCAAUGGAAGAUGGGGAAUUAAUUAAAAUUGUUCCAGUCAAAAAUGGACCAGAAUAUGAUGACAUCCAGGCCACUUUCAGUCGGAAUUUGCCUUCCUAUCGUAUAAUCAAAAUUGAGAGAAUUCAAAAUAAAACAUUGUACCAGGGAUACCAAGCAUUGAAAAGAAAAUUUGAGGUAGAAAAUCCAAACAUUACAAAUGAAGUUGAUGGCCUUUGGCAUGGUACUGCUGAAGGAUCUAUUGAUGGAAUAAAUAAAUCAGGAUUCAACCGUAGCUAUUGUGGUAAAAACGCCACCGCAUUUGGGAAUGGAGUUUAUUUUGCCAGACGCAUCCGUUAUUCUGCAAAUGAUAAAUAUUCUGUUCCUGACGCUAACAAAACAAAGAGAAUAUACAAAUGCAGUGUUCUUGUGGGAAGAAUGAUGCAAGGACACCGGAGAUUAAAAGUUUUACAGGAUUCUUACAAUUCUGCUGUUGAUGAUAUUCAAAGACCCAGGAUUUAUGUUGUUUUCCAUGACUUUCAGGCAUAUCCUAAUUAUUUGAUUACAUUCUCUGUUUGAAAAUGAAGUCUUUCGUAACACUAAAACUAUUCAAAUUUGUAUACGCUGAAACUAUGCAGACUUGUCACACUAAAACUACAUGUAAUCAACAGUAUCUGACCUUGAUUGUUUUUGCACAAAAUAAUUAUGUGUGAGCAAAAUCCAUAUGGUUAAGUAACCAUGUCCUUCAUGAGCAUGUGCAAAAACUUUCAUGCCUGCAGUGACACAUUGAGUACAGACGUGGAGAGUGUGCUGUGUGACUUUCCUUUUUUGAGUGAAGAUAACUGAGAGCAUUGAGCAAAGAUACUCAAUCAAAUUCUGCCCAAAACUUGGUGAUACGCCAGCCCAAACUAUCGAGAAGAUUCAGGUGUUUGGAGAUGAUGCCAGGGGGAAAACACAAAUGAAGGAAUGGUUCAGCCAGUUCAAAGAUGGCUGCACCUCAGUGGACAGUGAGCCAUGAAUAUGCACCACAAGGUCAGACAAUUAACAAAGAAUACUACGUGGGUAUUCUUCAUCACCUUUGUGAAACUGUGUGACAAAAACAACCCGACCUGUGGGCAGCAAAGAACUGACAACUCCAACAUGACAAUGCACCCACUCCUUCUACCUACAUCGUCCAAGCAUCAAGCAAAACACACCACUUGUUCAUCAGGCUUCCUACUUCCCAGACUUGGCUCUGUGUGACUUUUCGCUGUUCCCAAAGCUCAAAAUAACAUUCAAAGAGGGAAGAUUUGAGUCAACAGAAGACAUUAAACAAAA
Molecule: messenger RNA, 3162 nt
Organism: Octopus sinensis (East Asian common octopus)
Lineage: Eukaryota; Metazoa; Mollusca; Cephalopoda; Octopoda; Octopodidae
Product: protein mono-ADP-ribosyltransferase PARP14-like
Exons: 13
Coding region: 421-2424 (667 amino acids)
Biological process (GO): negative regulation of gene expression
Cellular component (GO): cytoplasm; nucleus
Molecular function (GO): NAD+ poly-ADP-ribosyltransferase activity; transcription corepressor activity
Source: RefSeq, a predicted model, not a curated record